CCCAUUAUUAUCGGGCCCAAUACAGUGUGUAAUGAACUACGUUGACGGUGCCAUGCUCUUCCCUUCUCCGCCAGAUCGACCAAGAACUUCUUCGCAUUUUCUCUCUUCUCUGUUGAAGAAUUCAACAUGUGCCGGCAAAAUUCACCGGUGCAUAAUUCCGGUGAAGAAGAAAUUACAGCUGAUGAAAGUCUUUUGAUUUAUUGCAAACCUGUUGAAUUCUACAAUAUUCUCUAUCGUCGUUCUCUUCACAAUCCUACUUUUCUUAAGAGAUGUUUGCGCUAUAAAAUAAAAGCAAAGCAAAAAAGGAGGUUGCGAGCAGGAAUUGUGGUUUUCAACUAUAGGGACUGUUACAAUGCGCUUCGAAAGACUGAAGUGACUGAAGACUUUUCUUGUCCAUUUUGCUUGAUGCAGUGUGCGAGCUUUAAGGGUUUGCGAUUUCAUCUUUGUGCAUCACAUGAUCUAUUCAACUUUGAGUUCUGGGUCACCAAUGAUUACCAAGCAGUGAACGUCUCUGUAAAAACUGACAUAUUGAGAUCAGAGAAUGUUGCUGAUGGAGUAAUUCCACAAUCACAAACCUUCUUCUUCUGUUCAAGAUCUCGAAAGCGUAGACCAAGAGGCUCCGUUCAAAAUGGGAAGCAUGCCAAUGUAAAUUUCCUGAAGUUGGAUUCACCAGAAGGCAUACAGAAUGGGGUUCUACAGAAAGACAACGAUAUCCUGUCCAGCAAAGGGGAGAAUAUGUCAAGAGCAUCUCGUAGUGAGAAGAAUUUGCAGAAUGAGGGAAAUGGUGGGGUAAAAUUUGGUCCUGAUCAUCCUAGUGCCAUGGAUUACGCGGAACAUGUUGAAUCUAGUUUUAACAUUCCAGGUGCUUCAAUUGCCAUGCCCCAAUCUUCUGAGGACCCUGAAUGUAGCAAAUCAAUAUAUAAAAGUGAUCCUGCUCUGCCUACUAAAGCAAAGAAGUUAAAUGCAGACCGUUCAGACUCAAAAAGUCGUAUGCUCCUGCAGAAGAGGCAGUUCUUUCACUCACACAGAGUUCAGCCCAUGGCACUGGAACAAGUGUUGUCAGACCGUGAUAGUGAAGAUGAAGUUGAUGAUGGAGUUGCUAACCUGGAAGAUAGAAGGAUGCUUGAUGAUUUUGUGGAUGUUUCCAAAGAUGAAAAGCAGCUCAUGCAUCUCUGGAACUCUUUUAUGAGAAAACAAAGGGUACUGGCUGAUGGUCAUGUUCCGUGGGCUUGUGAGGCAUUUUCCAAGCAUUAUGCAAAAGAGCUGAAUUCAUCCCGAACUUUAUUUUGGUGUUGGAGAUUAUUCAUGGUCAAACUUUGGAAUCAUGGGCUUCUUGAUGCAUCAACAAUGAACAACUGCAGUAUAAUAUUGGAAAGCAACCAAAACGGGGGAUCAGACAGUGGCACAAAUUGAAGACCAUCUGUCUCAUCCACAACAAUAUAUAUACAAUCUUCCUUGCCUUGUAUUUGUAACAAAUUGUACAAUAUUGAACAAUGUAUGCUAUUAAAAUAUUGGGGGUGGGGGCUGUCUUUUAAGUUAUGUUUCGAACUGCUGAGUGAGUUAUGUCUAAGUUAUAAAACUGAACAAAAAAAUUAUAACUAUAAAAAUGUAUACAGUACAGAAGGUUAACAAUAUCUGCUUGGAAAAAGGUUUUGUGACAAGUUUUGUCUUGAUUUUAAUAUGACGGUGGAAUUUUUAUUAUAA
This is a messenger RNA of Medicago truncatula (barrel medic), 1704 nucleotides long. Its product is annotated as polycomb group protein EMF2B. The record is from RefSeq and is a predicted model, not a curated record. Bases 127 to 1413 code for a protein of 428 amino acids. The transcript is spliced from 15 exons. Gene Ontology annotation, molecular function: chromatin DNA binding. Gene Ontology annotation, cellular component: nucleus. Lineage: Eukaryota; Viridiplantae; Streptophyta; Magnoliopsida; Fabales; Fabaceae.